Messenger RNA from Aspergillus welwitschiae, 4092 nucleotides. Its product is annotated as MFS general substrate transporter. The transcript has 5 exons. The record is from RefSeq and is a predicted model, not a curated record. Gene Ontology annotation, molecular function: protein binding; transmembrane transporter activity. Lineage: Eukaryota; Fungi; Ascomycota; Eurotiomycetes; Eurotiales; Aspergillaceae. Bases 1 to 4092 code for a protein of 1363 amino acids. Gene Ontology annotation, cellular component: membrane. Gene Ontology annotation, biological process: transmembrane transport.
AUGUCCACAAUCAGGGGCGACGCAUCGCCUGCUGCGCAUGCCGAGGUUGGUUCGGGACUACAAGCCGGACUGGACGCCCCUGCGCCAAUUGAUGCUGGACUUGAGACUUGGGAAGACACCCAUGAGCGAACCCCAUUAUUGCAACAAGACAACGAAGAAUCCCAACCGGAGCCUGAUUAUCAGGCCGGCCCACCAGAUGAUGCUCCCACCGAUCAAAAAGGUCUUUGGCAGACAUGGAGAAGGCCAAGCGUCCUGUGGAUUCUUCCGUUUCUUGUCAUUUAUAUGCUAGGAUUCGGCGGCACUGCAGUGCCCAAGAUUAACCUGAUGAUGUCUCUCAUUUGCAGAGACUAUAUGGCCAGAAAAGCGACUCAGGAUCCAGGUUUCACGUAUUUGCCUGUCAUCAUUGGGAAUAAGAAUUCCCAGUGUCAGACACCCGAAGUUCAGUCAUUACUUGCUCAGUUCCAGUUGUAUUUCAAUCUCCUGGCCGGGAUACUAUCUGCGCUAGCAUGCCCCCGACUGGGUCACCUAUCAGAUCGCUACGGUAGGACAAAGAUACUGGCCCUUAGCGCAUUGGGGACCGUUUUAGCGGAAGCUAUCUUCGUCUUUGUCGCAGCUAAGCCAGACCUUGUAUCUGUGAAUGUGCUUCUAGUGGCUGCCAUUGUCGAUGGCGUCUGUGGUUCUUUCACCACCAUCAUGGCGCUGACAAUGUCGUAUGCCUCCGACUGCACCAUCCCAUCGAAGCGGAGUGCGGGAUUCGGGUAUGUGUACGGCUCUCUUUUCGCCGGAGUUGCAGCCGGGCCUCUGCUGGCGGCUAUCUUGAUCAAGCAAUCAGGCCAGGCACUGAGUACCUUUGAGGCCUCGUUGGCCAUGCAUGCGCUCUACCUCAUUGCGCUCAUGACCAUCAUCCCGGAAUCAUUAUCAACAGAGCGUCAGCAGCAAGCGCGGGACAGUCACCGAAGAAAAGUCGUCGACGAAGGGGAGGCUGGCUGGCUGAGCCUGGAGAACCUCAACCCCAAAAGGCUAAUUACACCUUUAUCUGUUUUGCUACCGCCAGUAGGACGUCCCAGCACGCUUUUCCCUAAUCGUCACGGCGCGAGUCCGGCCUUGCGCAGAAAUAUUAUUCUUCUUACAGCGAUAGAUACUAUUGCAUUUGGGGUCGCAUUGGGAACCGCUCAAGUGGUCAUUAUUUAUGCCGAGUACAAAUUCGACUGGGGCAAUGUGGAAUCAAGCCUCUUCAUUUCAAUCAUCAGCAUCGCCCGAGUCGUGAACCUUUUUGUUGUAUAUCCGAUUAUCACCGCAAUCUUCCGUGAACCACACAAACCAGAUCACAUCGUUCCCGGCUCCAGCACCUGCGAAGUUGUUCUUAUACGACUUUCUCUCUUAUUAGACAUGGCUGGCUAUGUGGGAUAUGCAAUGUCAAAUCAGGGUUCCCUCAUGGUAUUCUCGGGAAUAGUCACAGCGCUUGGCGGCAUGGGGAUACCGACAAUGCAAUCAUCUCUCACGAAACAUGUCCCUCGGGAACGGUUAGGUCAGAUCCUUGGAGCGAAAGGACUCUUGCAUGCGCUGGCUCGAGUGAUUGCGCCAACCGCUUGCAGUCUCCUUUACAGCCUGACGGUUGGAAAAUUCACUCCAGCGCGGUGCACAAGGUUAACCACCAUGGUCUCCAAACCCACCAACGGCACACCAGCUGUGCCCUCACGAAAUGCCCUACGAGUGCUCCGUCGAUUAGCUCUUGCAGGAUCAACUGUGGGAAGCUUCUGUACGGUUGCAGCUAUUACCUACGACGUCCACCGUCGGGUGCGCGUCGCGGAACGAAUUGUCGAGAACAAGCGGGCCCUGCAAACCUCAGCGCCGAACUACGAUGCAACGUCUGCAGCAAGGAGACUGGCACGUAUGAUGGAGGCGGCUGAGGCGGGAGAGUUUAUGGGUCUGGAAUCUCUCAAGGAGCAAGACCGGAAGUUCAGAGAAGCGCAAGCUGUCCCGGCUAGGGGAGACCUGCAAGACCAACAACCUGCCGCCCCUGCUGAGUCUUACAUGGAUAUUACACGCUCAAAGUUGAUUGACUCCUUUACUCCCGGACAAGUACCAGCGAAACCGACCUCAGCUCCCGAUCUCCCUCCGAACCUAACACGGUCGACCGAUGCACUGGACCGAGCAAAAUCCGCCCUUGCACAUGCGAACCAAAGAACAGUCGAAGAUCAUGAGAAGCAAACAGAUGAUGCAGCUCAAUGGCAUGAUUCAGUCACGGAAGAAAUGCAAAAGUUUCUCCACCACGGUCGGCCUAUCGAUGCUGCCCACUUGUUUUUGGACGCUCACCCUGCGACGGUGAGCGGCAUAUCUACAGAUAGACGGGAAGUUACGGUCAAGACAUUCUAUGCCAAUUGCAAGGAAGAGAACGUUAUGGUUGCGAGGAACAUCUUCGAACGCCUAGAAGACGUGGAUAAGGUGUCUCCUGGCAUGUGGAAAGUUUUGAUGUUCGCGCUAGCGAGAAAGGGGAGCAUCGAAUCCGUCGCCACUAUAUUCACUCGAUACAUGCACAAAUUCAGAGUUCCCCCCGAAAUGGUUGAUAUCGUGCUCCGAUGCCUGCUAGAGUCUCAUCGACUUACCACGGCGAAAUGGUUUCUUCUUAGAAAUCUUGAGGUUGAUCGUGGCUGUGGCCUAUGCGGCGCCUAUCUUGCAGGGCUUUGGAAAAAGACAAGGAGUAUCGAGCUUCUAAACGGGCAAUUGAAGAAAAUAUUGACAAUACUUCCUCGCUUGGGAAAGGAACCCACCGACAAGCUCUUCAACCCCGUGAUCAAAGCAUACGUGGAAUUUGGUCGGCUGGCUGAUGCAGAAGCUCUGGUCAAAGACAUGACGACUAAGUACGGCAUUCCCCUUCGUUGCCGAACAAAAGGUCUUUUGGUAUUUGGCAGGGCUUUGGCCUGUGACUGGGAGGGCGUGGACGCUGGGCUACAGCAGAUGCAUGAGCUCAAGUUGACUUCGAGGAAGUACGACUUUACGCCGAUAUUUGACCGUAUCUUCCUUGAAUACUGGGUAUCGCAUUCGGGUGAUGAAAUUCGCGACUUUGUCUAUCGUUACAUCGAAAAGUUCCAAAUGGUUCCCGAUAAAAUUCUUUACAAGCACAUACUGGAGGCAUUUGUGGAAAAGGGUGAUAAGGAAAUGGUUGAUGAAUUUGUGCGGUUCGCACGUGAGCGCCGUUGGCCGAACUACAUCAAUGAGCAGGAGUUCUUGGAAAUGCUUCGAAAACGUCGUCACGCUCUUGAGGAAGCACCGGUGGGAUUCUGGCAGAUGCUGCAGGCAGCUCGGAUGAAAUAUGGGCAAGCUGCCACAUCACAACAAGUGCUCGGAUAUGACCAGCGAUCAUUCCCACUUGCGGAAGUCAACCUGAUGCCGUACACGCAGGACCCGUUAUCGUGGUAUCAGCGAACGCUGCAGCACAUGACACCCUCGAGACCAGUCGACCAAUACCAAAAGCUUCACAAGCAGAUGUCUCAUUACAUGCAUGUCGGUAAGCUGACGGAGGCGUUGAAGUGCUAUGAAAAUGCUAGGAACGCUCGGUUCCAGUUCAAGCAGUUGCAUGUUGAACUUGCAGUCAUUUGUACGCUGCUCGAAGAGGGUGUCGCAACUGGGAAUAUGCAUGGCAUGCGGUGGUGCAUCCUGACCGCUCUGGCCCGAGGAAGCGCACUGAAUCGUGACUUUGUAAUCGAAGCCCGCCGGGUCACUGGAAACCUGCAUCGUCAGCUAAGCUCAGCUGAAGGGUCGAAGGAUGUGUCUCGGGACAUGGAGAAGGCAGAAUAUCUGUCCCAUGCUGUUGAACUACUGGAGAAGAAGAGCCAAGGCGAUCCCCAGCUUUGGCAGCUAAAGACCAAUCCGACGGUGAAAAAGGCCGGUCGCCGGCUGCUAAAGCGCCCUCUCGAUGAAAGGCGUCUGUACAAGAAGGCCCAUCUUCACGAGACUAUCGAGGGUUGGGAUGAGGAAUAUGAGUUGGAGGCCGUGCUAGGCCGCAUUGACAUCGAUCCGAAAUCAAUUGCACUUCGAUGGAGCGAGAAGCACUGUCUGGGGCAGAUUCGUGAAAUUGACGAUCUGCUGUGA